CUCCCACUGUUCCAGUCGGGUUCUCGAGUCCUGAAGCGUGCUGCGUGGUCGGCGGUAGUGACGCGUAUUGCCUGGAGGAUGGCGGACGCCGGCUUUCGCCGCGUGGUUCCUAGCGACUUGUAUCCCCUUGUGCUCGGCUUUCUGCGCGAUAACCAACUCUCAGGAGUAGCCAAUAAGUUCGCCAAAGCGACAGGAGCUACACAGCAAGAUGCCAAUGCCUCUUCCCUCUUGGACAUCUAUAGCUUCUGGCUCAACAGGUCUGCCAAGGCACCAAAGAGGAAGUUACAAGCAAAUGGACCAGUGACUAAGAAGGCUAAGAAGACGACCUCAUCCAGUGACAGCAGUGAGGACAGCAGUGAGGAGGAACAACCUCAAGGGCCUCCAGCUAAGAAGGCUGCUGUACCUGUCAAGCGGGGCAGUUUGCCUCAGCAUCCUGCAAAGGCUGUGACUAAAGCAUCAGAGAGCAGCAGUAGUGAAGAAUCCAGUGAUGAGGAGGAAGAGAAAGACAAAAAGAAAAAACCUGUUCAGAAGGGAGUUAAACCCCAAGCCAAGGCAGCCAAAGCUCCUCCUAAGAAGGCCGAGAGCUCAGAUUCUGAUUCUGAUUCAAGCUCAGAUGAUGAGGCACCAAAGAACCAGAAGCCAAAGACAACACCUAUUGUAGCUAAAGCUCAGGCUAAAGCCCCUAUCAAACCAGGUACGUCAGUUCGAAUAGCACCUAAAGUAACCAAUGGUAAAGCAGCUGGCAGUAGCAGUAGCAGUAGCAGUGAUGACUCAGAGGAAGAGAAGACACCAGCCGUUCACAAGAAGAUACAGACUGUACCUAAAAAACAAGUCAUUGCCAAAGCUCCAGUGAAAACAGCUGUCAGCUCUACCCAGAAGAGUUCCAGCAGUGAAGACUCCUCCAGUGAAGAGGAAGAGGAUCAGAAAAAACCCAUGAAGAAAAAACCAGGUCCCUACAGUUCAGUCCCCCCACCUUCCACUCCCUCACUGAAGAAGUCCUUGGGAACCCAGGCUUCCAAGAAAGCUAUAGAAAAGAAACAGCCUGUGGAAAGCAGUGAAGACAGCAGUGAUGAGUCUGAUUCCAGUUCUGAGGAAGAAAAGAAACCAACUAAGGCAGUCAUCUCUAAAGCAGCCACCAAACCAGCUCCAGCAAAGAAGGCAGCAGAAAGUUUUUCAGACAGUUCAGACUCUGACAGCUCUGAGGACGAAACUCCUUCCAAGCCAGUGAGCAGCAAGAAGAGUUCCUCAAGUAAUAAGCUAGCCACCACUACCAAGACACCUACAGCUAAGGCAGCUACAGCUCCCAAACAGUCUACAGGCAGUGGCCAGAAGCCUUUUAUAAGAAAAGCAGAUAGCAGCUCCAGCGAGGAAGAGAGCAGUUCUAGUGAGGAGGAAAAGGCAGAGAAGACUAUGGCCACCCCAAAGUCCAAGGCAACUGCCAAAGCAGCUCCAUCUCUGCCUGCCAAGCAGGCUCCUCAGGGUGGAAAGGACAGCAGCUCUGAUUCAAACAGCUCCAGUAGUGAGGAGGAAGUGGAAGAGAAGACAUCUAAAUCCCUAGUUAAGCCACAGAAGGCAGCAGGAGGUGUAGCUCCUUCUAAGCCAGCCUCCACAAAGAAAGUAAAGGCUGAGAGCAGCACCAGUUCUUCAUCUGAUGAUUCUAGUGAGGAGGAGGAGGAAGAAAAGCCCAAGGGUAAGGGUACUCCAAGACCACAAGCCCUCAAGGCCAAUGGUACUGCUGCACUGACUUCCCAAAAUGGAAAAGCAGCCAAGGAUGGUGAGGAAGAGGUAGAAGAAAAGAAAAGGACACCAGUGGCAGUUUCCAAGCCAGGUUCAGGUAAGAAGCAAAAGCAGAAUGAAGCUGCUAAGGAGGCAGAGACUCCUCAAGCCAAGAAGAUAAAGCUCCAUACCCCCAACACGUUUCCAAAGAGGAAGAAAGGAGAAAAAAGGGCAUCAUCCCCAUUCCGAAGGGUCAAGGAGGAGGAAAUUGAGGUGGAUUCUCGGGUAGCAGACAACUCAUUCGAUGCCAAGCGAGGUGCAGCUGGAGACUGGGGGGAACGAGCCAAUCAGGUUCUGAAGUUCACCAAAGGCAAAUCCUUCCGGCAUGAGAAAACCAAGAAGAAGCGAGGCAGCUACCGGGGAGGCUCCAUCUCUGUCCAGGUCAAUUCUGUUAAGUUUGACAGUGAAUGACCUGGACCAUCGUUUGUGAUGCAGGGGUGAUGAUUGGAGACCACUCAUUCUCAUAAAUGGACCUGGAACCCUCAGUUCUGUUAGGGGAGGAUGUUGGUAAAGACAGAAGUUUAGGGUAGGUCCUAAGACUUUAUAAUAUAAUACCAUCUCUGGUCCUUUUCUGUGUUCCUAGUUUUGUACAGAUUUGUUUUUGAGUGUUGAAUAGCAGGGACAAGGUAAGGGGAAUGUUAUUUUUUAACAAAAAUUAUUUUAGUUGUCCCUUUCUUCCUGUUCUGUGUAAGUACUCAUACUGGGAAAUUUGUAUGUUUUAUAUUAAAUCAUUUCCUAUUGAUUUUUGUUAUGAUUUUUAAAGGUGGAUUCCCAUAGAUAAAAAAAUCUCAGCUAUUAACCAAGACAUAGUAAAGGGUCGAUACAUAUGAGUUUAUAAUUGGAGGAGAAUUCUGCCUUUGAGAGUGUACAUGUCCACAUUUCAUCUCUCCUUCCCUUAAAACCGUGUUGGAGGCCAUUAAAGAAUGAUGAUGUUUGUGUAUAUGUUAAGCAUGCACUCUGUAGUUAAUCCUCAUUCAUUACGUCUGGAUCUGAAGCCAGCAUGGACCUACUUACUUUUUGGUAAAAUUUCACUGUUGUGUUGCAGGCAAAAUUCUGGUGUGUGAAUGCUGUGGGUCAGUCUGUAUAAUUUUUUUGACAUUUUAUUAUUAUUACAUAAUGUUUGCAAUACAUGUUUUUUUAAUUUGAAAGCAAACUUUUCUACUGUUGAAAGACAUUUUUCAAUGACUUGACCCUUACUAGUAUUGAAUUCUAAGUUAAGGACUGCUUUUUUGCAUUUUUUACAUUAUAGAGAGCAAAAUAACAUUUAAUUUAAUCUGAAAAAUAUGUCUCUCUUGGUAUUUCUGUCUUGGUAGCAGUGAUGACAUAAUUGGUUUCAUUAAUUUCUACGUGGUUGGGAAUCACUGAUUAAGAAAGUAGAAAAACAAACUUGAAAAUCUCAAUUCUCAGAAGGCAGGUUACAUCUGGUAAAUUUAUAGUAACCAUUAGAGGAUGGGAGGAAAGCUUUACAAAACAUAAUUAUCUUGAGAGGCUUGAGUGGAGAGGGUUUGGGAGAACAACCUAGCAGGAUUAUUGUGUCUCAUUGUUAUAUGGGAGCAGUUGAUGUGCCCCCUUCAGAACCUUAACUGUUAGUAACCAUGGAGUUAACAGCAUAAACCAGUGAGCAGUGGUAUAGCUUCUAGGCCAAGCUAGCUGACUAUAAGACUGUAAGAAGUGACCAGUGGCAGUGCUCAGGAACAUUAAGAUGGGUAGGGAAGAGUCAAUAAGCUUUUGGAGGCUGGGCUGUCCCAGUGGUGGGAAAGUAUCCCAGGCUGUCACAGAUGACCUCUUAAGAUUAACCUCCUCGUUUGGAUUCCAGACUCUCUAAGUGACCUGAUACUAAUCUGUUUUUUUCAUGUAACUGCCUCUAGGAAGAAAAUUCACUGUUCAUGCUGACAUAGGUAUUUCAGUCUGCAUGGUAAAAGUUCUACAUCUUAAUACAAAAUAAUAAACUGGCUGGUUUAUAAUGUG
Nycticebus coucang (slow loris) is the source of this 3744-nucleotide messenger RNA. It is a transcript of the gene NOLC1, whose product is annotated as nucleolar and coiled-body phosphoprotein 1. Lineage: Eukaryota; Metazoa; Chordata; Mammalia; Primates; Lorisidae. The transcript has 13 exons. Gene Ontology annotation, cellular component: nucleolus; nucleoplasm. Gene Ontology annotation, molecular function: protein binding. The record is from RefSeq and is a predicted model, not a curated record. Bases 79 to 2187 code for a protein of 702 amino acids.